Molecule: messenger RNA, 1566 nt
Organism: Pistacia vera
Lineage: Eukaryota; Viridiplantae; Streptophyta; Magnoliopsida; Sapindales; Anacardiaceae
Product: cytochrome b561 and DOMON domain-containing protein At3g61750-like
Exons: 4
Coding region: 194-1450 (418 amino acids)
Source: RefSeq, a predicted model, not a curated record
AACAGAGGAGAAAUGGAGUGGACCAAAUAGUUAAUUUUCACGAAAUAAUUGGUGGGAAAAAUUUAUUCAUCAUCACUGGUUUUGAUUUUGCCAUUCCUUUUGUUCAAGUUGAAUUCAAGGUCUCUCUGGUCAAUCAAUGUCCUAUCACAGAUGCAAAACUUCAGAUAUCUCCUCCUAAUAAACUACUACAUAUAUGCUUCGUACAAUUAUGGUUGGUUUAUUCUACAUGUAUUUUCUGAUAAUUAUAAUUAGUUUCUUGGAACCAACAAGGAUCUUUGUCGUUGCUGAUGACCAUGGUGAUGUAAGUGAAGCUUGGGGUCUUUGCAAACACGAAUUAACUGAACUUCUUCCUCCUCCAUAUCGUCUCUCAGCUAGCUUCACUUGUGCACCCAUUUGGAAAAAAACUGCUUUUAGUUUUUAUCAAAAUCAAGAUAAUGUUACGACGAUUGUGUUGUCAGGAAAAUUGACCUCUCAAUGGGUUGGAAUUGGGUUUUCAAAGGAUGGGAAAAUGGUGGGAUCAAGUGCGAUGGUAGGUUGGGUUAGUGACGAUGGAAAAUCUAGCAUAAAGCAGUACUUUUUACAUGGUAAAAAAGAUGCAUCUCAAGUCAUACCAGACAAAGGAGAUUUGGACCUUACAAAAGUUGCACCUGUUGUUUCUCGUCAAGAAGGUAUCACCCAUUUGGGAUUCCAAGUAAAAUCUUCCAACAGACUUGGUGGUCAACCCAUUAUAUUGGCUUUGGGAGAUGGGAUUCCUCCAGGAAAUUCCUUAACGAAGCAUGUUGAAAGUCGGUCUACCACAGUUGAUUUUUCUUCAGGGACUUCAUCAUUUCUUUACCAGGACCCAGAAACAACAAAAAUGAUCCAUGGAAUAUUAGCAAUCUUAGGAUGGGGUACACUCAUCCCCUUAGGAGCACUUGUCCCAAAACAUUUAAGGCAUCGUGAUCCAUUCUGGUUCUAUUGUCAUUCAACAAUGAAUUUUCUUGGAUUCAGCCUCGGACUUGCCAGUGUAUCCAAUGGAAGAAGAUUAAUCAUUGAUCAAGUGGAAGACCGUGAUCCUGUAGCCAAAAGAUACGUGCUUAUACAUAGAAACAUCGGUGUGGCUUUAGUUAUCCUCUGUGCUAUUCAGCUACUAACAUUCAUUAUGAAGUCGCCCAAGGAACCCGAAGCCAAAUACUACAGGUUCUGGUUUAUGUACCAUCGUUGUGCUGGGAUGCUUAUAAUAAUACUUGCAUACUGCAACAUUGUGUUUGGCGUAACAAUCGGGAAAGCAGAAAAGGCUGUGAGGAUAGUAAUGUGGACCUCUGCAGCUUGUUAUUGUAUAACGAGUAUAGUUUUGGAACUAAAGACUUGUUUUAAAGGGGAUUCCCGUAAGAUACAAAAUGAUGAUCUUCCACCUCCGAUCUUCCAUGCGGAUGAUGCUCAACCUCCACCAAUCAAAUCCGUUAAUUAGGGGAACUUAAUGGGAUUGUCCCCUUAGGAUGGUUGUAAAUUAUUAAGAGAUAAUUUAUUAUUAUUUUUCAUAUGGGAUUAUAUGAAGUAUGAAUUUGUAGUUUUUAUUUGUUGAUA